AGGGGAUGAAACAUCCCAGAUUUCUUCCAUUCUGAGUGAAAAGAAUCACCCUAAAAUAUGUUUUAAAGGUUUUGAAUAUUUAUUGCAUAUUUGUGUCUUUGCAUAAUUUAGGAUGAUUUAGAUAUUUCUAAAUCACACUUUUGGGUUGUGCUUAUUUCCCUGUAGGCUGUAAGCUUGUUGUAGGCAGGGAUUGUGUCUACCAACUCUAGUAUUGUAGUCUUCCAAGUGCUUAGUGCAGUGCUCUGCACACUGUAAGGACUUCAUUGCUGUUGGUUGAUUUGAAUCUAAAACAGUAAUAUUCUGCUUGCUGGCCAUUUCUUCAUUAGUAGGUGAAGAAACUCUUUCAAAGUAGAGACAAAAUGAACCCAUCAUUAUGACCUUAUUUCUCUUGGGCAUUUGCAGGAUAAGUGCUCAAUAAAUACAAUUGAAUGAAUCCUUCAGAGAAUUGCUAGAAUAUAACUCUGGACAAAGGAAACCACUUUAUUGUUUUUCUUUAGCAGUUCACUGUUGAGAGUGCCUGAGAGGAGAAUUGUUAGCAGAAGAUGGGUCCCUUAUGUCUCAUGUGAUUAUUACCACACGCUUGCUUUGAGAUUGGCCUUGGCGUUAGUUCCACCUAGCUUUCAGAAAACAGUCAAAAAGAAAAACGUCUUCAUACUUGGCCGAGUUUCCAUUACGUUCACAAAGUUCAGAAAGAAGCGUUGACUCUCCAAAGAUAUAGUAACCAGCAAUAAGUAAAUCAUGGAUAAAUAUGACAUAGUUAAAAUGAUUGGCGAAGGAGCAUUUGGAAAAGCAUUCUUGGCAAAAGGAAAAGCAGAUAACCAGCAGUGUGUUAUCAAAGAAAUCAAUUUAACAAAGAUGCCAGUUCAAGAAAAAGAAGCUUCUCAGAAGGAAGUCAUCCUUUUGGCCAAGAUGAAGCAUCCUAAUAUUGUAGCAUUCUUUAGUUCUCUGCAAGAGAAGAACAAGCUGUAUAUUGUAAUGGAAUACUGUGAUGGGGGUGACCUAAUGAGAAGAAUCAAUAACCAAAGAGGAGUACUGUUUUCUGAAGAGCAGAUUCUGGGUUGGUUCGUGCAGAUCUCUCUAGGACUGAAACAUAUUCACGACAGGAAGAUCUUACACAGAGACAUAAAAUCCCAGAACAUUUUUCUCAGCCAUAAUGGCAUGGUGGCAAAACUUGGGGACUUCGGCAUAGCAAGAGUACUGAACAACACCAUGGAGCUCGCUCGGACUUGUGUGGGAACGCCAUACUAUCUGUCUCCAGAGAUCUGUCAGAAUAAACCCUACAACAAUAAAACGGAUAUUUGGUCUCUUGGCUGUGUCUUGUAUGAGCUGUGCACAUUAAGGCAUCCUUUCGAAGGCAACAGUUUACACCAGCUGGUUUUGAAGAUUUGCCAAGCACGCUUCAAUCCAAUCUCCUCGAAGUUUUCUUCCGACCUCCGGCUCUUAAUUUCCCAGCUCUUCAAAGUAACCCCGCGAGAUCGGCCGUCUGUUAAUUCCAUCCUGAAGAAACCCUUUCUGGAGAAGCUAAUUGCCCAGUUCUUGACCCCCGAGAUGAUGCAGGAGGAAUUCAGCCAUACACUUCUGCAUAGAAAAAGGCCUUCAGCAAGUCAUCAUGCAAAUAAGCCGGUUCAGGAUCCUAAUAAACAGAGAGUGAAAUGCCAAGGGCGGUUUCUUCCAGCACCAAGGAUUUUGAUCCCUGCUGCCAAGAGAGAGGAGUUAAGACCCAGAAAGGUGCGGAACGCUCCUGAUGGAGCCCAACAACCCGAAUCUCAUCAAAGAGCCCAAGACAGAGUGGUAGAAAGAGCAGAAGCCGCUCGAAUGGGUGGACCUUAUGACCAUUAUCAUGCCCAACUGGACAUCUUACAGAAGAGGCUUGAUGAGCUGGACUGUCAGGAUGGUUCCCAGAUCGACAGAAGAAUGGAGGAAUAUUAUAAACACAAAGAAAGAUGGGUCCCACCUCCAGCUCAGCGGCCUGCUGAUUAUCUUCAAAGGAAAUUUGAAGCCCAGCAGUAUAAACUGAAAGUGGAAAAGCAGUUGGGUCUUCGUCCAUCCUCUGCUGAGCCGACACCCAACCAGAGACUCAACCAAGACAGAAAGGGAGACCAGCCCAAAUCUCAGAAGCCACAAUCCAGAAAGAAUGCAAUUAAGGAAGAGGACUACAGGAAACAGUUGGAGGAGAUCCGCCAACAGUAUCACAGUGAUGUGAAAGAGAUUAGAAGGAAAGUUGGAAGAGGAUUAGAGGAGGCUUCCAGGGUGACUCACAGGACCUACUUGGUCAAGCAGAGGAACCAACCUGCUCCCAGCGAUGCUCCUCAAGGGGAAGACGCGGUCCAGGUGAUUGAAAGGAACUUGGAACAAAUCAAGCUGCCGAACAGGGAGGAAAGAAAAGUACUGGAAAAAAAACACAAAGCUAAAGGAGGGGUCAAGUUUGAAAUCAAUCUACAUUCCGCUCAUGAAAACGCCCCUGGGGAGGAGAUGGAAAACGACCCACUGAACGAAACUCUGACUUUCGUGAGUGGCAAGAAGCUCAAAGAGGAGCUCAGGAAGAUGCAUGCUGACUGUCCAGAAAAAGCUUCUGUAGGACUACUUUCUUCCAAAGCAGAUGGUCAGGUUUCUGUGGCUGAGGAAGUUUCAGAAAACAGGAAACAAUGGAAUAAAGAAGCCCCAGAGACACUGAUGAACAUCCUAGCGGCUGCAGAUCUGACUAGUGAUUCCUUCUCUGUGAGCGAAGGACAGUUUGAGGCAACGUUAAGACGCUGGCUUCCCAAAGAAGUUGAGGGGAAGGCAGAAGCUGCCGCUGACAUCGAGGUGGAUGAAGAUCGACUUGAGCCCAGAUCUGAUGAUGAUGACACUAACUUUGAAGAAUCUGAAGAUGAGCUGAGAGAUGAGGUGGUUGACUCCCUAGAGAAACUUUUAAGUUCCACAGAGGAGGAGAGGAGAGAAGAGCUGCCAGCCAUCGCCCAAGGUGGCGAACAGCCUGAAGCUGAAGAACAUUUGAGAAAGCAAACCUCUGAGAACUCACCUGAGGGUAGAGAACUCAACUCCGUGCCACCCAUCACAGAAAACGUGAUUUCCGAGGAGGGACAAGGAAGAGGGCAUGCCCAAAAGAUGCACGUAUGAGGAGUAAGUAUAUAGUCUUCUAGGUAAGAGCAGUUGAGCCUCUGUGCCACUGUCACUGAGCAUAUGUGGGCAGUGGGAGGGAAGAAGAUUGGUCCAAGAGGUUGGAAAGACAGUUGACUCAGAACGAGGAGUGGCAGGGAAUGGGGAUGGCUUAGAGGCAUGGGGGCUGGGGGUCCUGGGGAUUGGACUAGGGUAUUCCAAGGGUGGGAAGAGAGGCCAAGGUGCUGGUCCAAUUGGAUGGGCAACCUAGGUGGCGAACAGGAAGAUAAUUGGGGGGAGGAUGUGGGGGGAGGAGCCGGGAAGGUGGCAGUGAGACAGGUACGGAGAGGGCUGAGAAACAGAUUUUGCUCCUUGUGGGCAGGGAUCAUGUCUUACAACUCGACUGUACUGGACUUUCAUAAGCGCUUAGUACAAUGCCCUGCACACAGGAAGCGUUCAGUAAAUACUGUUGAUCAGCUGAUGGCCACGCAUAUGGAGAGAAAGGACAGUUAGAAAGAGAGAAGAAAAAGAGGGGAGAAAAGGAAGAUAAAAUGGAGACAGACAGUAGGAAGAGAUGAGAGAUGGGGGUGUAAGAGGAGGAAAGACAGGACCUAAAAAAAGGGGUGGUAUGAUAAAUCCGGCUGAUAUAUCCUAGGAAAGAUGUGCUAGGGCUGAAGAAAUACCUAGGAAGGCUAUCGAGAUGAUUAAGGAGAUGGAGAUAUUCCCCUUGGGGAUAAACUGAAAAAUUAGUUUGAAAAGACAGUGCUUAAUACAGUGCCUGGCACAUAGUAAGUGCUUAACAAAUACCAUUAAAAAAAAGAACGGUGGAGGCGGCCCACGAUGGAGGUACACAGUGGGAGGGAACGGGAUUGAGGUGAGAAAUGGCUAAAGCAGCGGGGACCACGGCAGAGAAAGGUCGGAGAGUCACUGGAGCCUGCAGUGACCAUCCAAGCCAUGCAUUCGAGUGCAGCAGGGCCACUUAAUGAAGGAAUGGGGAAGUAACCAGGCCCCAUUUGCUAAUCCUUCUAGCCCACCUCAAUCCCAGGUCCCAGUUCUCCUAAUCCCACUCCCUCAGUGAACUCUCAGUUCACACCAGCCAAUCACCAAGUGUGUGCCCCACCCCCUGAGUCCCACUCUGUGUUUCUGUUCUGUCCCGCUCCUCUGACGGUGAGACUGCUAUUCCAGUACUUGUAAGGCGGAACCUAUAAGAUGUUUGAAAAGUGUACUUUGAUAGUGUUCUGAAACGUAACCAGGGACUAGACCUGAAAUCAAGAAUACUGUAGUUCCCCCAACUGGUUUAGAAAAAGGCUCAAGGGAUAUUCAAAUGGGGGUCUGAUGUUUAACAACGGUUGGGGAGGCGCUUUCGUAAAUAAAUCUGUAAAUGGCU
Molecule: messenger RNA, 4483 nt
Organism: Tachyglossus aculeatus (Australian echidna)
Lineage: Eukaryota; Metazoa; Chordata; Mammalia; Monotremata; Tachyglossidae
Gene: NEK5
Product: NIMA related kinase 5
Exons: 22
Coding region: 739-3117 (792 amino acids)
Biological process (GO): protein phosphorylation
Molecular function (GO): protein kinase activity; ATP binding
Source: RefSeq, a predicted model, not a curated record